Molecule: messenger RNA, 2147 nt
Organism: Aedes albopictus (Asian tiger mosquito)
Lineage: Eukaryota; Metazoa; Arthropoda; Insecta; Diptera; Culicidae
Gene: geko
Exons: 3
Coding region: 939-1574 (211 amino acids)
Source: RefSeq, a predicted model, not a curated record
AACAAAACAACAUCAAAUCGCAUGCUACUGACUGCUUGCCUUGCUCUCGGUAGCACCCGGGUAGCGGAGCGGCCCAUGAUCGCUCCGCUGGUUCAACACUGCUUGUUUUAGGUGCGGGUAACAACCUACCUUACCUGGUCUGCGCGCGGUGCAAAAACAGAACCAAACAAAUCAAACGCGCUCGCAGCUUCAGUUGCUUUUGGAAGUUGGUUCGCAUCGGUCAAGCUGCUCGAUCGUACUUAUUCGUUGCGGAUCCCCGCAUAUUCUGAAAGGUAGCAACCAGCAACCAACCACACGCGUUGUUUUGUUGUGGUUUUAAGUGAUCGCGCGCGUACGGCUUACGCGCUCAGAUAGUCUUUCGCAAGCAUGCCGUUCGGUCAUCGAUCUGUUUGAUCGCUACAUCUCCGGGGCCAGAACAGCUCUACACAGGUUUUCCACGAUAGAUCUGACGUAAUCCACUUGGGUGUGCGGUGAGACACAGGGUAGUAUAGCUUAUCUACGCCUGUAGGCUAACAUCUUCCGAAGUGAAUGUGUUGUUGCGUUUUUUUUUUUUUUUUAUUUCGGAGCCUUUUCGGUUGGCGUGCAGGAGCUUGGGCUUGCGGGUGAGCCGCAAUAGAUAGUGAAAGGUUGCACUUGUGGGAAUCUCCAUGAGACAAGCCGGUUCCAUGUGAGUGUGAAGGUAAUUGAAUCCAGUUUCGUUGAACCGAACUGCCAUGGAUCGAUGAUUGUGCGGCCCGAUACUUUCCGGUUGCAGUUUUACAUUGGGAGCUGCAGUGCAGUGUAGUGUGCAAUUUAGAUCAUUUCGUGCAUCGAGAUCAAGGAGUUCAACCGAAAGAGUGUUCAUUACAGUUUCAAGUGCAAGGUUGAAUCGAUUAAUAGGGAAGUGGAAGUUCUAGUUGUGCAUUGAUAGUAAAAAAAAAUCUACUCGGCGGCAAAACAUGGAGGUGGCGUGGCGAUUUAGGAUCAUUUUCGCGAUGGCAUUUGCGGUGAUCAUAUUUGGCGAUUUGCUCGGCUACGGCGGAGCGAAGAAAGAUCCAAAAGAUAAAUCACUGCUAUCGGGGCUGUCGACCGGUUUUGGCAGCGUGAGCGGUCACAUGGAUGGCACCGCGAGGUCCACUCGGGAGAAUGAAAUCACAUCCGCCGACAGAGAAACACCCCUUGCCCCUCAACCGUACACAAGCGGAAGCAGUAGUAGCAGCAGCAGCAGCAGCAGUAGCGACAUCACCGACAGUGAUAAUGGCCAGGCGGCAGAUCUGGCGAUUCACAAGGAACGGCUGAAGAACUCUCUACGGGAGGCGUGCCUUCCGAAGCUGCUGUGCGAGAUGGCAGCGAAACCGAACUACUCGCUCAACGUGCGCGAACGGGACCUGCUCUCACUGAUACGGUCCACAACGCUAUCACUGACGAUGGCAGUCAGCCCAACCAAGUGGCACUUUGCGGCCCACAUGGGUCAACUGUUGCGAGACGCCGGAGACAGUUUGGUCACACCGAUGGGCUGCUCGCACCUUUGGCCCAGCUGUCCGUACAGUUCGAAAAAGUUGCUCAAACUCACCAAUGUGGUCCAGCUGAAAUGAUGCCGGGAGGCCACUUCCGGAUGACGAUGACGGCGGCGGAAGUCCGAAGAAGAGCCCGUUUCAGAAUGAGGUUUCUCCUCUACCAGAGCAAUUUGAAGGGGCCAUCACAUAGCACCAGCCAUCGCGUAACCAUCACCAUCCAGUUUGAAGCCAUACAUCACCGGACGAUGCCACCCUAAUUCAAAGUGCAAAUAUUGCAAACCCCACUGGGCAAAGCAGAGAGAGAUUUGCCCGCUCAUUAGCCACCAAUGAAUUCAUAUCCUGGCUUCAUUGUUUGCCUUCUUAUGGAGCGAGACCACGUUGAAGGAUUAGUAUGAUUGUGGGUAUGAUUGUGCGUUCCUGUGCAUAUGGAAAUGCCGGGGGCUGUGUGAGUGUGUGAUUGAGUGACUUUUCACCCAUGGAUUAAUACGCGGAUCAUUACCAGCGUAUGCUAAUGUGAUUUUAUACUCUAACUGCUGUAUAUAUGUAGGUAGAAUUAAUAAUGAGACAGUAAUUGCACUGUUAUGAGUGAAAUAAAUAAAAAAAGGAAGCAAUGUGAAUUUUAAAAAGGAUUGUAAAUAAACACAAAUUAAA